Polistes canadensis is the source of this 1607-nucleotide messenger RNA. It is a transcript of the gene Nap1, whose product is annotated as nucleosome assembly protein 1-like 1-B. The transcript is spliced from 8 exons. Gene Ontology annotation, molecular function: chromatin binding; histone binding. Bases 105 to 1274 code for a protein of 389 amino acids. Gene Ontology annotation, biological process: nucleosome assembly. Lineage: Eukaryota; Metazoa; Arthropoda; Insecta; Hymenoptera; Vespidae. The record is from RefSeq and is a predicted model, not a curated record. Gene Ontology annotation, cellular component: nucleus; chromatin.
UCUACGUAUAACGAAAGCUACGAUAAAACCAUCGAUACAACGGCCGGUUCGUUGUUCCUGGUUUUGUUCCUUCUUUUCUGAACGACAUCAUUUUUAAGAGUACUAUGACCACUGAUCCAGAACGUGCCGGAGAUACUACUGAUACGGAAUCUGUUGAAGAUGAAGAUGAACGCAAUACUUCAGAGCUAGAUUCGAAAAAACUUAAUACCACUGAAAAAAUAAAUGCUCUACAAGAUCUCGUUUGUGCACCUGGGAUAGAGCAAAUGCAGUCGCUACCAGCACCUAUUAAACGUAGAAUUAAGGCUCUCAAACAACUGCAAUUGGUCACUACUAACAUUGAAGCCAAAUUUUAUGAAGAAGUACAUGCCUUAGAAUGUGCUUAUUACAAUAUGUGUGCACCGCUAUACGAGAAAAGAAGUCUAAUAGUUUCUGGUUCAUACGAACCAACAGAUGAUCAGUGUGUCUGGGAAAGUGAUGAAGAUGAAGAGGCCUUGGCAAAUGAAUUAAAAACGAAAGCAGAUCUUGAUGGUCCUCAGGAAAAAAAAGAGGAAACUGAAAAUGAAGAUGUUAAAGGAAUACCUGCAUUUUGGGUAACGAUAUUUAAAAAUGUUGGAAUGUUGGCUGAUAUGGUACAAGAACAUGAUGAACCAAUUUUAUUACAUUUAAAUGACAUCAAAGUGAGAUUUUUAAAAUCUAAUCCAAUGGGUUUUGUCCUUGAAUUCUAUUUUGCACCGAAUGAAUAUUUUACCAAUUCUGUUCUUACUAAAGAAUAUAUUAUAAGAUGUGUACCAGAAAAAAAUGAUCCAUUCAGUUUUGAAGGACCUGAAAUAUAUAAAAGCAAGGGUUGUGUAAUUGAUUGGAAAAAGGGAAAAAAUGUAACGGUCAAAACAAUAAAAAAAAAUCAAAAGCAUAAAUCUAGAGGUUCUAUGCGUACAGUAACAAAAACUGUUCAAAAUGAUUCAUUCUUUAAUUUCUUUAGCCCACCAGUUGUGCCAGAUGAUGCAGAAGCGGAGUUAGAUGAUGAAACUCAAGCUUUGCUUACAAGUGAUUUUGAAAUUGGACAUUAUAUUAGAGAACGUAUAGUUCCUAGAGCUGUACUUUACUAUACAGGUGAAGGAUUAGAAGAUGAUGAAGAUUAUGAAGAUGAAGAAGAGGAAGAUGAUAAUGAUGACAUUACAACUUCAGAUGAUGAAGAUGAAGAAUCUUCUCCGUUCAAUGCGUCUUCAGGUGGGAAAAAACAAGGCGAGGAUCCUAACGAAUGUAAACAACAGUAGAAUCUCGUAUGAAUUGCGAUAAAAAAAGAAAAAAAAAAUCAUUCGAGCGUUACAGUAAGCACGAAUAUACUAACGAAACCUGACCGAUAACUGCCUAGAUAUCCUGCACCUUCGGCUCCAACAUAAUCCACUUUGUAUGAACCAUCUAAUCAUAUCAUAUCUCCUAUUCCAGAUCAAGCCUAGACACUCUUCAACAUACCAGCGAUAAAAUUAUGCGUAUCCUCCCUCUAAAUCAACGUUAAUAAUGAAUAGUAUAUAGCUACUUACUGCUAAGAUCUAACAAUGUCAUAAGUGUAACAGUUAUGCUCUCAAUAUGAUUAUUGUCAUUUUUAA